This is a messenger RNA of Entamoeba nuttalli P19, 450 nucleotides long. RefSeq lists its product as hypothetical. The record is from RefSeq and is a predicted model, not a curated record. NCBI's taxonomy places the organism in Eukaryota, Evosea, Mastigamoebida, Endamoebidae. The transcript has a single exon. Bases 1 to 450 code for a protein of 149 amino acids.
AUGGUUAGUAUUUAUAAUGAAAAAGAAUUACAUUUAAAAGCAAUAGAACAAAGUGUUAAGUCAUCGCAAAUUAAUGAAUGUCGUAAUAGAGAAGCAUCUUUUUCAAAUGCGUUAGCAUGGUUGUUAAUUGAUCGAGGAUAUUCUCUUCAACUCGGAAUAACUACAAUUAAAGAAUCUUUAAAAGUCAUUCAUUUUUACGUUUGGGAUUCAAUUAUUACUCCUAGUGGACAUGAAAUAACUAUUAAAGAAGAAGAAAAUAAUCUUCGAGAAUUAAUACUUAAGAUACAAAGUAAAUAUAGUGGACUUUCUUCUAAUGUUGUAACUCUUGCAAAUUUACAAAUUUCUCUUAGCGCCUUUCGCUCUCCUCUUUCUAUGUUUAUUCCAUCAAACCCAAGAAUAUUUUCUAUUCUCACUUCAUUCAGAUAUCCUUGUCAACCUUUUGAUUCUUAG